This is a messenger RNA of Cynara cardunculus var. scolymus (artichoke), 1459 nucleotides long. RefSeq names its product replication factor C subunit 3. The coding region runs from base 64 to 1128 and encodes 354 amino acids. Gene Ontology annotation, biological process: DNA repair; DNA-templated DNA replication. The record is from RefSeq and is a predicted model, not a curated record. The transcript is spliced from 11 exons. Gene Ontology annotation, molecular function: DNA binding; ATP hydrolysis activity; DNA clamp loader activity. NCBI's taxonomy places the organism in Eukaryota, Viridiplantae, Streptophyta, Magnoliopsida, Asterales, Asteraceae. Gene Ontology annotation, cellular component: nucleus; DNA replication factor C complex.
GAUCGUUUCCCGCCAGUUCUUCAGUUUCACACGCACACACGCUCUUCCUCCCCAUCUUGAAAGAUGCUUUGGGUAGACAAGUACAGACCAAAAACCCUAGACAAGGUUCUUGUACACGAAGACGUUGCUCAAAAUCUCAAGAAAUUGGUCACGGAGCAAGAUUGCCCACAUUUACUUUUCUAUGGGCCGCCGGGUUCUGGGAAGAAAACCCUAAUUAUGGCCCUUCUCAGGCAGAUGUUUGGACCUGGGGCCGAGAAGGUGAAAGUGGAGAACAAAAACUGGAAAGUUGAUGCUGGAAGUAGAACUAUUGAUUUGGAACUCACAACUCUAUCAAGCACCCACCAUGUCGAGCUGAAUCCCAGUGAUGCCGGGUUUCAAGAUCGGUACAUUGUUCAAGAAAUUAUCAAAGAGAUGGCGAAGAACAGACCAAUUGACACCAAAGGAAAGAAGGGUUUCAAAGUCUUAGUGCUCAAUGAAGUUGAUAAACUUUCAAGAGAAGCACAACACUCAUUGCGGAGAACGAUGGAGAAAUACAGUGCCUCCUGCCGUUUGAUUUUAUGCUGCAACAGUUCGUCAAAGGUUACUGAAGCAGUGCGUUCUCGUUGCCUUAAUGUGCGAAUAAAUGCACCAAAAGAGGAACAGAUUCUUAAGGUUCUGGAAUUUAUUGGCAAGAAGGAGGGGUUACAACUUCCUCCUGGUUUCGCUGCUCACAUAGCAGAAAAAUCAGGCAGGAGUUUAAGGCGGGCCAUAUUAUCAUUCGAAACCUGUCGUGUUCAACAGUACCCCUUUACCAAUAAUCAAGUAAUCCCCCCAAUGGACUGGGAAGAAUAUGUAUCCGAGAUAGCGUCUGACAUUAUGAAAGAGCAGAGCCCUAAAAGGUUGUUCCAGGUUCGAGGAAAGUUGUACGAGCUACUUGUCAAUUGCAUCCCUCCUGAAGUUAUAUUGAAGAGGCUGCUUUAUGAAUUGCUGAAGAAACUAGAUUCUGAAUUGAAGCAUGAGGUCUGUCAUUGGGCUGCAUAUUAUGAACAUAGGAUGCGUCUUGGACAGAAAGCCAUUUUUCACAUUGAAGCAUUUGUAGCCAAGUUCAUGAGCAUUUACAAAGGCUUCCUAAUCGCGACGUUUGGGUGAAGCAAGCAAGCAACAUGGUGGUGUAUGAAGUUGAUUGAUGUAUGUUUGAACUCCAGAUUGCUUUGGGUUGGGAGGUGUGGGUCUGAAUUGUUGUUCUGUUAAGAAGGCAGGCUUUUGCUUUCUACUUGAACCAAUCCAUAUUUAUGUUUGAGAGGGAAUGGAAAUGGAAAUGGAAUUGGUAUUCCUACCAAAUCAAUCAGCAUUUUGAUCCCCUUUUCUCUUGGAAAAGAAAUAUUAGAUUGAAGUUGCCAUUAUACUAUUCUAGUCUGCUAUCAAUUAAAAAACAGAAUUUGCCAUUUGGGACUAAAAAGUGCAACCCUUGGAACAUUCU